Erinaceus europaeus (western European hedgehog) is the source of this 1349-nucleotide messenger RNA. It is a transcript of the gene C1H10orf62, whose product is annotated as chromosome 1 C10orf62 homolog. The coding region runs from base 1 to 993 and encodes 330 amino acids. NCBI's taxonomy places the organism in Eukaryota, Metazoa, Chordata, Mammalia, Eulipotyphla, Erinaceidae. The record is from RefSeq and is a predicted model, not a curated record. The transcript is spliced from 2 exons.
AUGAGGCUCAUGGACGAACACAUAGCGACUUCAGCAGGCCUGGGAGACGAUAUAACUCUGGGGAAGCCUAACCUUCCCAAGCAUGAGCCAGACCACCCGGGCUCCCCCACUCCCAGCGUGCCGUUAGCUCUGUCUGUCUGGCGUGGGGUCCUGGAGGCCCUAGUGGAGCUGGUCCGGCAGCCAUCAUGCAAGGUGGUGCUGGGGACCGCCUUCUUAUUGGGAGUCGGAGGUCUCCUGCUGUGGAUCCAGAGGGAGAAGAGAAGGAAGAAGUCUUCCAAGUCAGUGGCCACCGAGGACCCAGAACUGUCCGAAUGCCACAAAGCCAAGAAUGAGAGCUGGAUCAAGUCGCACUUCAGCCGCUUCUCAGAAGAGAAGUUGGCCAGCUGCAGCAACAUGGCCACAGCCGCCACCAGUGGCAGUGCCACUGGCCCCAAGCCUGACAGCGGCAGCGGAGAGGCCAACACCACCAUCCGUGUGGAGACCUUCACCACCAAGCAGGAAGGAAGCUCAGCCGUUCACCGUGAGUCCUUCACCAGCAAGCAAAGGAUGUCUGGCACCUCUAUCACCAAGGAGACCCACAGGGAGUCCGGGAAGUCCUCGGCCACUGACGCAGCCACAUGGGCCGCCGUUUCUGCCUGCACCAAGGAGAUCGACACCAAGGGCCGGCAGCUGGCCAACUCCAUGCUGCAGCGUGCCAUCUCCUACCAGCACUCGGGCCAUCUGGAGACCAAGGACAUCAACCAGGAGGAGCUAAAGGCCCUAGAGGAGGUGGAAAUGAAGCUGAAAGGGGAUUUCCUCACCCAAAGGGAGACAACCGUGGCCGGCAUGAACCAUUCCCACACCUUCCAUGGCCACGGUCACCACAGCCACCAGGACCACUCGAGCCACUCAAACCACCCGAGCCACGCAAGCUACGCAAACUAUGCGAGUCACCACAGCCACAGCCUACCCAGCCGCAGCCACCAGAACUACGGCCGCUUUGAAGCCACCUAACCACAGAUGGCCACCCCUUCCCCCAACAAGGCUGGCACAGCAUACAGGCCCUCUUUCUCUGCCUGUGGCAGGAAAUGCUUGAGGCCCAGAGGGAGAUACUGCUGCUCAGACUCUUACUUCCUCAGUCCCCCACCCCCUUCCCCAGGGGUUGACUCCAUCAGGAGGAUCAGCCACUGCGGGUGGGCAUUGAUGGAGGGGAGCUGGGUGGUGGUGCUGCAGCUGAGGCUGCCUUGGAGGCUUCUUGGGGUCUCCCCCCAAGAAGAUGAAAGAGGCAGACCCCAGGAGCUGCUGAGAGCCCUAUGCUGAGGCCACAUGCCUGCAGCUGAGCCAAUAAAGCCUUGUGUCCCUCACCUUGA